AUGGUACAAGAAAGGCACCUUCAGGGUAGAGAGCGAGGAGUCUGGUGUUCCCAAGUGAGAUUCUGGUCUGUUGCUGCAGUUUCCAUCACACUUCUCAGUGCCUGCUUCAUUAUGAGUUGUGUGGUGACUUAUAAUUUUAUGCAUGGCAAAAAUGACAAAAAGCUGUCAGAUCUACACAUUUAUUAUUCAAGUCUAACCUGCUUCAGUGAAGGGACAAGGAAGACAGAAAAAGUCUGGGGAUGUUGCCCAAGUACUUGGAAGUCAUUUGGUUCCAGCUGCUACCUUGUUUCUACUGAAAAGGAUGUUUGGACUAAGAGUGAGUAGAACUGUGCUGGGAUGGGAGGUCAUUUGGUGGUGAUUGACACAGAAGAAGAGCAUCUAUGACUCCUCUUUUUCUUCAUGCAGAAUUUCAUUGUCCAGCAAUUGAAUGAAUCACUUCCUUAUUUCCUGGGACUCUCUGAUCCACAGGGGAACAGCAAAUGGCAAUGGAUUGAUCAUACACCUUACAAAGAAAACAUCAAAUUCUGGCAUGACAAGGAGCCCAGUUUCUCUGGAGAGCAAUGUGUUUCAAUAGUUUUCUGGACACCUGGAAAAUUGGGCUGGAAUGAUGUUUUCUGUGAUUCAAAUAUGAAUUCAAUAUGUGAGGUGAAGAAGAUUUUACUAUGA
Messenger RNA from Orycteropus afer afer, 666 nucleotides. RefSeq names its product C-type lectin domain family 6 member A-like. NCBI's taxonomy places the organism in Eukaryota, Metazoa, Chordata, Mammalia, Tubulidentata, Orycteropodidae. The record is from RefSeq and is a predicted model, not a curated record. The transcript has 6 exons.